AUGAUGUUCUUCUUAUUCGUGAUCAUUCCUUCCCUCACACUGAAUUCCGUACUCGCCUCUCCAGUUCUUCUUUGGAGUAAUGCAAAUCUUCCUCAAUCGUCUGUUUCUCUUUCGACUGUUCCUUCGAUUGAUAUCAUUUCCAACUAUAUUUGUCAACUUUCCAAUGAACAAAUUCAAGUUCGUUUAUUUGCAGUUAAUGAUUUAACUAAUGAAGAUAUUCAACGGGGUUUACAAAGUCAACAUUCAGUUUUAGUCAAUGCUAGAAAAGCAUCAAAUGGAUAUCGAUAUUUUCCAAACGUUGCCGAUGAUGCCUAUAAAACCUUUUCAUUACUUCCUCAAUCGAACAAUAUGAAAUGUGCGCACAUUCAUUUUCAACAAGUUCAAUCGACAACCUACGGAACAUUACACGAUGCGUUGAAUGCAAUUCAAGCGUCGGUCGACACUGUUGGAGCAGAUUCUAAAGAAACUGUAGUUUUGGCCUUGACUGGAACUCCAGUCGUCGCUCGUCAACGUUCGGCUCGUUUACGUCGCGAUAUCGCAGUUGAUGAAGUAGAUGUGCUUACCUCCGAUGACGAAACUUGCAUGUUUUAUGCCAAUAAAUUAUGCUGGGGAGAUGCAUAUGCUUGUGAUAAUUCCGAUGGAAAUUUCACUCUCGAUAUAGACGCUAGUUCAUGUACGAAGUCUGAAAACGGAACUUCAGCUGUUCUCGAACUACAUUGGAAUAACGGAACAAGUGAUACAGUCGUAAUGACUUUGAUUGCCAAUAUUACCGGUCGAUAUUGGUAUUUGGAAAAAGCAAUUAUCAACGAUACUGAAUAUCGUUAUUUUGCCUACGGCAUGCACAGUAAAAUGGACACUCCGCCUGCAUACUCCUAUGUGUGUAAAACAGCUACUUUCAUCAAAUAUGAUCCAAAUACGAAAUAUGGCACAUACGAUUUUACUGAUAGAUUCUAUUUGGCGAACUUACAGUUUCAACCAUUUCAUGGCAAUGGUACAUUCUUUGGUCCGCCAAAUUAUUGUACUUCGUUCUUCACCAGCGGUAUUUGGAUGGGUAUUACCUCCAGUUUACUGUGUUUAGGAAUUCUUUUAUUCGGUGUCUAUCGCAUGAUGAGUAUUAAAUCGAACGAUCAAUUCGAUGAUCCAAAAGGCAAACCGUUAAUAAUCAAAGCCCAAGAAUAA
This is a messenger RNA of Adineta ricciae, 1179 nucleotides long. The record is from the annotation of a GenBank genome assembly. NCBI's taxonomy places the organism in Eukaryota, Metazoa, Rotifera, Eurotatoria, Adinetida, Adinetidae.